AUGGCACUCGCGACAAAAAGCACUAAAUUCCUGGCUGGGUUGAAGCCUGCCCUGGCGGCGAUGGUGGAGACAUAUGAGGAACGAGAGCAGAAAAGGUCGGCUGGGGAGAGUAGCAGGACGACAGAGAAACAGAGGCAGAAGCAGUAUAAAGGAGAGAGAGAGGGAGGGAGGGAAGAGAGGAGAAGAGGAAGAGCAAGGCAAAUUGAAGAAAGGAAGAUCUGUUUUCAACUGGAGAUGGAUCCUGGAAGAAAGAAAGGCAAAAAGGCAGCGAGGGAGGAGAGAGGGACAGAGGAAGAAAAAGCAGAAGGAUGGGAAAGAGGGAAUAUCUCUAGGAUAGCCUUCCAGUGA
This is a messenger RNA of Microsporum canis CBS 113480, 348 nucleotides long. RefSeq lists its product as uncharacterized. Bases 1 to 348 code for a protein of 115 amino acids. The transcript has 3 exons. NCBI's taxonomy places the organism in Eukaryota, Fungi, Ascomycota, Eurotiomycetes, Onygenales, Arthrodermataceae. The record is from RefSeq and is a predicted model, not a curated record.